AGUACUAUUAACACUUCAAAAUAAAAUCCUCUUUUCUCUCUCUCUAAAAUACGCUCUUUCUCUCUCUAUAUAUCGCUCUGCACAGAUUUGCCCAAACCCCCCUUCCCUUCUCUCUCAUAACAACAAGACCUCACCAUAUAUCUAACUUACGCACAAACACAAACCACCUCAUUCUUCAAUUACCCGCCAAAAAGGUUUCUCAGCAGAAGUCUCGUCUUUCGAGGCCUUCUUCGUGUAUGGAGUGAGAGAUGGAUUCGAAUCAUUCUGCGGAGGAUUCUGGAUCUCUUGAUCCGCUGGAGGCGACGAGAUCGGAUGAUUUGGAGGCGGCGGUUGGGGAAAAGAGGACGGCGGAGAACGGUGAAUUGGGGGUUCCGGCGGCGAAGAAGGCGAGGAAUGUGAAGAAAGUGGCGGAGAUAGUGUUGGUGUUGGCGGCGAUGGGGAAGAUGAGGGGAGGGAGGAGUCCUACGGCGGCGGAGAAGGAGAUGAUGGUGGAGGCGAGGGAGAAGUUGGUGGAAGUGUGUGAGGAGUUUGCUCCCAAGGAUGUUUUCCCAAGGGAUGCGUUUGGGGCGGUUAUUGAGGAUCUCGGUCUUAAUAAGUUGAAGGAACAGAGGUUAGGGUUUCGGCCUCCGAAGGUUUCGAUUGCUGAGAAGUUGUUGUUCACCAAGCAAAAGAUGGAAAAAUCUGAAGAAUUUUCUGUACGUACCGCUACACAUUCAUCUCAGCGGGUGCAAACGAACUUGGGUACAGCAGCUGAAAGCCGUGGGGCAUUGCAUACUACUAAAAUGUUUCCAUCAGAUAAGCCAAGUCCUGCACCGAAUUCUUCUGGAGGUUUCCAACCUGCUUCACCUUUAGUUCAUGUUAAAGCUGCAAAUUCUACAUCUUUACCGUAUCAGUUGCCCGCGAGUGAAGUAAGAACAUCUGUGGUUUCCAGUGGAUUACCUACUAGUCUUCUAGGAAGGGAUUCUUCAUCUUCAGUGUUGCCUAGAGUUGACAGACCACAUGUCAGGUUGGAUCCAAGAUCAAAUGGUUCAUCUUAUAUGUCACAAAUUCAAGUAAAUUCUUCUGGAGAUCACACACCGGUAAAAACUCCAGCUUGGUCUCAACAAUCCCUAACUGUGUCAUCGGGUAAAACUGGACCAGAUAAUAAGGUGCUGCCGCAUCCUUCAGUUAAGGUGGACAGAACUGCGGAUUUAACUGCAUCAAGAGUAGCUCCUCAGGCAGCAACAUCUAAACCGUUGAUCACUCAGACCACAUCUGGACAUAUGCCGACUAUGCAUCACCAUGUGCAAGGCAUACACUUUGUUCAAGCUCCUUUGCUUAGCAAUGGCCACAGUGAAAUUAGUAAAAUUGUUCAGAAGUUGUUACAACCAAAGCUUCCAGGGCAACCCACAUGGACUCCUCCUUCAAGAGAUUACAUGAGUAAGGCUCUGACUUGUCAAGUGUGCAAGCUUACCGUUAAUGAGGUGGAAAAUGUUCUCAUUUGUGAUGCUUGUGAGAAGGGGUAUCACCUAAAAUGUCUCCAGUCUCACAAUCAAAAAGGAGUUCCUAGAGGUGAGUGGCACUGCUUUAAGUGUUUGUCAUUAAGCAAUGGGAAAACUUUGCCCCCUAAAUACGGUCGUGUCACGAGAAAUAUAAAUGCACCAAAAGUGCUGUCCAUUGCUGCAACGGUUCAGUCGUCUCUAGAGAAGAAAGUGGCAACAUUAGGUGAGAAGGGAAAUCAGCAAAAAAUAACAGCAAAUGGAAGCUCUGGGUUACAAAGUGCUCCUGCUGGUAGCAUGGGCAAUAGUCUUAAUCAGCUAAAUGCAAUAGAACUGCAAGGGAAUGAUAUUUUAUCAAGUAGAGAAAAAAUGGAUGACAAGCGUCAUUUCGAAACUUGUCCAAAUGACAAAAUUAGAACCCCAGGGCCCGCUUGUGUUUCUUCUGCUGCUGGCUCAUCAGUUGAAAGACCAAUUGAAGAGAAAUUGGCUCUGGAGUUAAAAGGACAGUCUGCUUCAAAACCAUCUGAGAUAGGUUCGAAGAUGUUGGAUCACUUGCAUGCCUCUAGUGACCCCCAAGAUAAUGACCAAAAAGGGCUUCUAAACAGUGCCGAAAUUCCUUUAAUGCAAUGCCAUGACAGCAAUGAUACUGUCAAAUAUUCAGGGAAAUCUCAUAGUAGCAAAAAUUUUGAUGGCAAUCCAAAUGACGAGAUUAAGCAAAAGGAGCAAGGAGUUGUACGAUCUGAACCUGUCGAAAUUUCUGGAACCAUCACUCUGGCUAGUGAGCAUGCUAGGCCUUCAUCAGAUGGUUCACAUGAUGUUGAUUGGAUUGGUGAUAUACUUCAAGUUGUGGAUGAAAAGACAUAUUAUCAAUCAUGUUGCAUCAACGGAGUUGUGUACGAAGUGCAGGAUCAUGCACUUUUUCAUUCUAAAAAUGACAAACUGAUGCCUUCUAAGCUUCAGGCCAUGUGGGAGGAUAACAAAACUAGAUCAAAGUGGGUUAUCGUCAAUCGAUGCUACUUCCCUGAUGACUUGCCAGAGGCAGUUGGCCGACCGUGUUACCCUGAAAGCAAUGAGGUUUACGAGUCUAAUCAUGGUAGCACCAUAAUGGCUGGCUUGAUUCGAGGUCCAUGUGAAGUUCUUCCGCCAGGGAAGUUUAUUGAAGAAAAUGAGAGGAGAUCACGUUUGGGGACUGGGGCAAAUGAUCAACCACUUUUCCUGUGCAAAUGGUUUUAUGAUGAAUCAAAAGGUGUAUUCAGAGAUGUUUCGAGUUAGUUGCAGUCAGAAAUAUAUUUUUAGGUGUCAUUGUCAUAUCUGUGCUUUCAUUGCUGGAAGACGAUGGAUCCCCUUUGAUCAGGUAGCCUAUUUUGGGAGGCCCCGUCAGACAAUUAGUGGAGCUUCCAAUACUCAUCGUCAGUUCCUUUGUACAAUAUGUAGCUGUAGCUGUAGCCCUAGUCUGUAUCAUCUUCCUAAUCGUAAUUCAAAUUUUUAAUCCCGGUACAAAAUUGUCGCCCUUCCAUCUAUUUUUUUGGUUGCUGAAAGCUUAUGUUACACUGUCAGCAAGUGGAACAUGAACGACAUGUUUUCCGCUUUGCUCACUUGACAUUGAAAUAUUUAUUCAAUACAAGAUGCAAUUUCUUUUUUGGAUG
This is a messenger RNA of Camellia sinensis, 3124 nucleotides long. RefSeq lists its product as uncharacterized. Gene Ontology annotation, molecular function: chromatin binding. Lineage: Eukaryota; Viridiplantae; Streptophyta; Magnoliopsida; Ericales; Theaceae. The record is from RefSeq and is a predicted model, not a curated record.